This is a messenger RNA of Vespa crabro (European hornet), 1772 nucleotides long. RefSeq lists its product as uncharacterized. Bases 333 to 1739 code for a protein of 468 amino acids. The record is from RefSeq and is a predicted model, not a curated record. The transcript is spliced from 8 exons. NCBI's taxonomy places the organism in Eukaryota, Metazoa, Arthropoda, Insecta, Hymenoptera, Vespidae.
UAGAUAUCUCUCAUGAAAGGUGAAGAGUCAUCUCAAAAUAGUGAUAUAAUUAAAUUCAUGUUAGGGUGAACCUAUUUAUACAAAUGUUUUCUUUCCAAGUUCAAAAGCUUUGUACAUCUUGAUCAAGAAAAAUGGUAAUGGUAUUGUAGUAUAUUAACUACUGUUAUAUUACAUCUUAUAUACACAAAAAAUACUUGUUUUGAUGUAAUGUAAACACAAAAUUGAUCCUCUUCACACUAUUUGUUUUGAUUUACAUAUCCUGAAUUAAAGAGAUACUCUCUCUUAUUUAUUAAAAGUAUACUUAAUUUUGUAUGUAUUAACUUCUAAAAUUCAUGGCUAUGAAAAAAAUAUAUAUUGUCGAUAAGACAGAUUCCAAUAAUGAAUCAAAAAAUGGAAAAGACUUGCCUCAUCAAAAUCAUGAAGAAACAAUACAUACAUCUACACCUUCUAUUUUAUCAGAAUUGCAGAUACAUAGUACUGAAGUAGGAGAAAUUGCAGAAAUGCCAAAUUAUGAACACUUGAGUACAUCAGCGGUUUUACAUUAUUGUAAGCAUAAGAUAUUAAGGCCUUAUCUAAGAUUAUUAGGUGUUAUGGGAUUAAGGCCAACAAGCAGUGAUGAAAUUGAUCACUUUUCACGUUAUUGUAUUUUAGCUAAUUUUCAUACUUUUCAAGUCGCUGUAUUUAUGUGCAUCGGAUAUAUUUUACAAUAUAUGGCAUGCUUCAGGAGAGAUAGAGGAUUUUGUUAUAAACUAUUACCACUGGAAUUACAAAUUGUACCAAAUGUUAGUAAAGAACCUAUGCAUGAAUCAGUUUGCUUUGGAAAUGUUAUAUUCAGUCAUAUAAUUCCUAGUUUACUUCAUUUAAUUGCAUACUUAUACACUGUAUAUCUAUUUCGUAUUAAAGAACACGAGCAAUUACAAAAUCUAAUGGAACGGGCGUUUCUCUUAUCUUCUAAUCCAAUUCAUAGAGGAAAUCAAAAAAGACUCGUACGAAUAUUGUGGUUUUUCAUAGCUUUAAGUGUAGUAUGGAUGAUAAUAGCAUUAAUUACAGUAAACAUAAUGAUGGCACAAGGAGUUAUUUUUUUUCAAUGGCUGGAACAUAGUCCAUAUCAAGUUAAGAUUCUUUUAAAAAUACUUUUAAUUAUAUGCACACUAUGGCAUGACAUGGUGCAAGGAACAAUCAUAACAAGUUAUUGUCUGCAAGGUCAGCUUUUAAUUGCACAUCUUUAUUUUCUUAGAGGAAAGUUACUUCAACAUACACUACCUCCAAUAGAUUGGAUGAAGGAAAUAAGUGAAUUUAAAAAAUUGUUGAAAUAUUUUAACAAUGAUUUGGGACCUGCUGUUUCCAUUUAUACGGUUAUAAAUCUAUCAUGGGCAACUGCUGGAACUAUUUGGCUGUUGCAAUACAAUGAUGAUGAAACAGAAAAUAAUUCAGUCACAUGCAUUAGUAUAAUAAAUGUAGUAUUAUGGAUAUUGAUAUCGAUAGUUCCAUUUAUCCAGGCAGCUAGAUUAACUACUGCUUGUUCUAUGAUACAAAGUAUUGGUCAUGAAGUACGUAUCCGACCAUUUGUUUAUGAAAGUACACCAGGAGAAGAUUUGGACACUAUACUUUUAUAUACCUCCUCAUUAAAAAUGUGCGCUAGAUUGUUUAGAAUACCAGUGACAGGUAGGUAUUUGUGCCUGCUUUUAACUGUUGCUAGUAUUACUAUACUUACAUUAGGUCAAUGUCAAAUCUUAUAAUAUCAUUUUUUAAAUAAAUUAAUAUUCAUUAUA